This is a messenger RNA of Paramacrobiotus metropolitanus, 1431 nucleotides long. RefSeq lists its product as uncharacterized. Lineage: Eukaryota; Metazoa; Tardigrada; Eutardigrada; Parachela; Macrobiotidae. The transcript is spliced from 5 exons. The record is from RefSeq and is a predicted model, not a curated record. Bases 16 to 936 code for a protein of 306 amino acids.
ACUCAGUGCUACCGCAUGUUGCAUGACCUGCAAAAGCUUACAGCAGCUGAGAAAGCCAAAGGUUCUACCAUUCGGAAUCUGGUGUGCAUUGCGAUAAGUUUGUUAUUUAUGACGAGUGUAUUACGGUUGAUAUACUACUGCUACAGCACGACAAAUGAUCGGUCCGCAUUCUGGGAGAGCACGCAAUAUUUUGUUUUUUACCUGCCAGCUGGCCUAGUAAUUCUUGCGAUACAGAUUGCGGUGAUAUUGUGUGAAUUGUCUCUGCUACCUGCUUAUGUGCUGAUUGCCGACUACUGCAUUGCAUUCUGGCAGUGCGCUACGUAUCUCAACUAUCGCACUGCCCUCGUGGGCGAACAACUGUGGAUUAAUUCGCCACUGUCCACUUCCUUGUUUGAUGAUGUUUUGAAACCUUUGAUACAUCUGGACAGCAAACUAAAUGAACUUCUCGAUCACCUGGAUCGUUUAUUGGGAAGUUUAUUGGGCAUUCUGAUUUGUGGAAAUACUAUACUUUUAACAUCAAUAACGGCCCAAGGUUUUAUUUCUGCAACAUUGGUUACACCAAUUUAUCUGGCAUUGUUUUCCGCGAGCGUAUCUUCGCCAGUGAUCGCGCUCAUUGUGGUGAUAACGGUUUCGACGCUCGUUCACGAUUCCGCUGUUGAGUCCAACAAACGAUGGGUGUCUCUGCUGUUAUCCCGCCAGCAUAACCGCGAGAAAGGAAAUUUCCAAAGUGAAAGCGAGCGACUUAUGACCCUUAUGUACUUAACGGCAAAUCGGAAACACUCGUUACUGAUAAUGGGUGCCAUCCAUGCUCAAAGGUCAUUUGGAGUAACGUUAAUUGCUGGAUUCGUGGGAUUCAUCUGCUUCCUUAUUGAAAGAGCGGAACACUUCGCACAUUCUAAUUACAUUGCAGAAUUUGUAACCCACAACAAAACGUGACCUUUCUGCAAGUGUUAAUGAUGUCACAGCGAAAAGGCGAGCAACGAGUUGGAAUUGUUUAUUAAUCAUGUAAUAGUGAGCGAAGCAUUACAAGAUAUCCAGAAUAAGUUAAUAGACUAUUAAGGUCGUUAUUACGUAGUUAACUGCUUGUGCGUUGUACCGUUUGCCCUUUUUCCUGUACCAACACGCCUUUGCAUCGACAGCCCAUUUCUUCAAUUUAAUGUGCAUACAUACCACUUUCACGGCAUAUAAAUAGUAGUAUCACGAUUGUGGUAUGAAAAUCCGGUUCCGCUUCAUAUCGCGGUGACAAAGUACACUCCAUCGCUCCUGGCAGCUCAUAAUCGCCUACUGUGCAAAUACAGAAUGAACAUCCCCAAAGUGGGCAUCUAAAUCUUCUUCGUUUCGUGGAAAUAUUUUGAAAAAGGAAUUGUACAUAGUUUGAAAUUCCGCGCAAUUUGCAUUUGCGGGAAAUGGGCCGGGGGAAGAGAGCGAUAU